Helicoverpa armigera (cotton bollworm) is the source of this 1261-nucleotide messenger RNA. RefSeq lists its product as uncharacterized. Bases 133 to 843 code for a protein of 236 amino acids. Gene Ontology annotation, molecular function: MAP kinase tyrosine/serine/threonine phosphatase activity; MAP kinase tyrosine phosphatase activity; protein tyrosine/threonine phosphatase activity. The transcript has a single exon. Gene Ontology annotation, biological process: negative regulation of MAPK cascade; protein dephosphorylation. The record is from RefSeq and is a predicted model, not a curated record. Lineage: Eukaryota; Metazoa; Arthropoda; Insecta; Lepidoptera; Noctuidae. Gene Ontology annotation, cellular component: cytosol; cytoplasm.
UCAAAUUACUCUUCCUAAAUGUCAUGUCAAAAAUACAAAUUCUGUGUACAGACUUUUAUAAAAUAAAGAAAACAAAACCCCAAAAAAAUGUGAAUAAUCAAAGAACAUGUGAAAUCACACAGAAACCUUAAUAUGAUAAGUGUCAGAGGGUUGCUUUUGGUAAUGUUGAGAAGCGCCUUCAUCGUCGCCUUCCUCAGCAUUCCCAACCCUGUCGUCGCCUUCACCGGUCUCAAGAACUGGUCCAGGAGAGCAAUAUACCACAAGGUCGACCUCUGCACUCAAUCCUGUUACAGCCAGAUCAUCCCUGGACUCUACCUAAGCAAUGCGAGAGCAGCAGCCGACAAAAAUGUACUUAGACGGCUUAAUAUCACCCAUGUGCUCACGAUUGAAGCUCACCGCCUACCGAAAUCAACUUUUGCGGAUUCCAACAUUAGCACACUCUUCAUUAGGGCCUACGACACUCCUCAGACCCAUCUCCUGCCCUACUUCCCGAUGGCCAACGCCUUCAUCGACGAAGGUCUGCAGAAAGGAAACGUGCUUGUCCACUGCCAUUUCGGAGUAUCCAGGUCCGCCACCCUCGUCAUCGCAUAUAUCAUGGAAAAGUAUAAACUGACUUUCGAACAGGCAUUUGUGUACGUGAGGCAAAGACGGAGGUUCAUUAACCCCAAUCCAGGGUUCAUUAAUCAGUUGAAGGAGUACCAGAGAUUGAAUUACGACGUGAAUGGAUUCUACAGGUUCGAAGCGUAUAUGAAUGUGAACGCUAGGAAACACAAGUAUAAGAUAGCGUCCCUGGCUGCUGUGGUGGUGGGAAUUCUCGUACCCCUCGCUGUGUUGGUGGGCUAGGGUUGCCCGUCCACGUCACACUACUCCAAAGACAGAUAAUCGGCCUGAUUCCUUGACGUUCUCAGUCGGAUUUUCGGACCGACUUUUUGAAGGACGUGUCCCUUGCACUAUUGAUAUCAGUGUGUUACAUUUUCCCCUACAAAAAAUCGGUCACCGGUUAUCGGGCGUGGGCGGGCAGUCUAAACACAAUAGUCGCAUUUUUGCAAAUCAAGUGCUAGUUUUUGUAGAAAAAUAAAAAUACGGCUGUAAUGGCUUUUUCGACAAUUUUUCUCUCCUAGUAAUGGGUAUUAAUAAUUAUGAAUAAUCAUGCGAGUGCUUACACUUUUAAAUUUAAUAAAUAUGUUACAUGAAUAUGUGAUUUCUAAGUUUAUGAAAAUAAAUAAAACGGCGAUCUACUAACACGUCUUAAAUCAUUGCA